Messenger RNA from Bubalus bubalis (water buffalo), 1170 nucleotides. RefSeq names its product clarin 3 (gene CLRN3). Lineage: Eukaryota; Metazoa; Chordata; Mammalia; Artiodactyla; Bovidae. The record is from RefSeq and is a predicted model, not a curated record. Bases 168 to 857 code for a protein of 229 amino acids. The transcript has 3 exons.
AGUCCAAUGUUCAUCCGUGUAACCCUUCCUCCUGAAGAGUGAGGUUUUAUAUUUCACAAGAAAGUGUGAGACUCCAUUUCUAAACACUGGACUCCAAAUGAGAAGGCCCAAAAAUAGUAUAAAAAAAUCUCUGCUUAAAACCCGAGGACCCUUAUUGUCCUGAGAAAAUGCCAACGGCAAAGAAAACACUGACGUUCUUACUCAGCUUCGUCACCAGCCUGGGGGCUUUCAUUGUCCUUUGCUUUGUUCUGGCGACCCAACAAUGGAUCCGCAGUACGAUCGCCAUCAACGACUCUUCUUCGAAUGGUAGUGUGAUCAUCACCUAUGGACUCCUUCGUGGGAAGAGUAUUCAAGAAUUGAAUCAUGGACUUGCAGAGUCGGACAAAAAUUUUGAAGUUUUAGGGACAUUGACCAAUUCUUCCCCGAAGACUCUGCACUCGGUGGUCAUCGUGUUCCUGGCCCUUGGUUUGUUCAGUUCGCUGCUGAGUGCUGGGUUCACUUUCUGCAACAGCGUCAGCAACCCCUACCAGACGUUCCUGGGGCCGACGGGUGUGUACACCUGGAGUGGGCUCAGCGCAUCCUUCACAUUCAUAACCAUGGUGCUCUUUGUGGGGAACACGCAGUCCAAUCAUCUCUCGGAAGAGCUGGCCCAGAAGCUGUACCCACUCUAUCCAGCCACCACUCAGCAAGGGACGUCCCACACUUACGGAUACUCGUUCUGGCUCACCCUGCUGGUCAUCCUCCUAAACGUGGUCACCACGGUCAUCAUCAUCUUCUAUCAGAAGGCCAGAUACCAGCGGAAGCAGGAGCAGAGAAAGCCCAUGGAGUCUGCGCCAAGGGAUGGAAUUUUAUUCUGAAGUCUGUGUUCUCGUUUGGUGGCUAGGUCUCCUGUCGUACACCAGCUCUCAGAGCAGUAACUGGCUGGCGUGGCUGAGUCAGCAGGUAAAAGUUUAGCCCUGUCCGACUGUCACUCGGGGACAAUUUUCACAUCUCACGACACUACACUCUUCAUAAAUGAUGCACCCUUGACAAAAGACGCUUCCCAUGAGGGUGGGGAAGGUGAAGAAGAAAGCUCUGCCGUCCGCGUCGUGUUCAAAGCAGGGCCAUGAUUGUGAGCCUGUCGACCUUCUGACCCGGCCUCACUCUCUUAAGUAAUAAAGGCUUGUGUUA